CCUCCCUCCCUGGUCCCUCCCUUCUCCCCGCCCCCGCCGGCACUGCGGAGCCGGAGACGUGACCCGAGCGGAGCCAGCCUCGGCCUUUUCCUCCGCUGCUCCAGCCUCUCGCCGGGGAGUCGCAUGUCAUCUAUCCAGAACCUCCAAUCCUUCGACCCCUUUGCUGAUGCAACAAAGGGUGACGACUUACUCCCGGCGGGGACUGAGGAUUACAUUCAUAUAAGGAUCCAGCAACGAAACGGAAGGAAGACACUAACAACUGUUCAGGGAAUUGCAGAUGAUUAUGACAAGAAGAAGCUUGUGAAAGCUUUCAAAAAGAAAUUCGCUUGCAAUGGUACCGUGAUUGAACAUCCUGAGUACGGCGAAGUCAUCCAGCUUCAAGGUGACCAGAGGAAGAACAUUUGCCAGUUCCUCUUGGAGAUCGGCAUCGUGAAGGAGGAGCAGCUGAAAGUCCAUGGCUUCUGAAUUACCUGUACGCUCGUGAAGACCUCUGCUGCUUUUGGUCAUACCUAGCCUGGCUCCUCUGUGAAAAAUGAGUCUUUGCAGUGAAUGGACUUCCCUCUUACCACAACAUUCAGAAUUUGCUUUGGGUUCGCAUGAGUGCGUGAAACAGGUGGUGUGUAGGCUAGAAACACAUAAGAAAACUUCAGUAAGGUGGUAAUGAAGGCAUCUGUGAACUUUAACACAUUUCCAAUGGAAAUGUUCUAGUGAUGAUUGUUCAGUACUCUCCACCUGACUGAAAUGUGUGGGUUGUAUUAAAGUAGUGUUUGUUGUUGCUUAAAAAUAAAAGUUUCUUCAUCUGUUUCCUGGGAUAUGUGAACUGUUUCAGCUGAAGUUCGAAGCUAGCACGGCAGCCUCUGUAAAGGAUGGCUGCAUUGUUUUGUGGCAAGGUUAGCUUACUGCUGAUUGAAUAAAUGGGGAAAUCAAUAAGGUGAACUGUUAGCUAAUUAAUCAGUAGAUUAGCUUGCUGUGAUCUUAUCCUGUAUCCAUAAGACUAGAGCUUUAAAGUCUUCUGUGUGGGUGUACCUUAGUAGCAGCAUGCUAAGAGACUGCACUGAGUAAGGAAGUGAUUUUCUCUCAGAUUCGCUGCAGUGACUACAAAGUGUUGGUGUUUAGCAUAGCAGGACUCAAAGCUGAAUUCCUUACAGAUGCUCUUCCUAAGAACAUACCAAACACCUAGGUCUUACAUAGUGCUCCCAAAAUCUUUGAAGAAAGUGUAUGGCAUUUUUUAUGUCCUCUGUCACUGAGAGAAGGUGCAAGACAUUGAGUUGGAUUCUGCCCUGACUGCUUUUCAUGUUGGCAAGCAGAGUGCUUUAAUCAGCUGGCAGUAUUGGCUGCAGAAGUGAGGCAGGGGACAGGCUUUACAUUUUGGUUGUUUUCCUGUUGUGCUGUGAUUAACAGUUAAUGUAGUGUGUGAGUAUUACAACAGAAAGCUGAUUUAGUCUGCUUUGCUAGCAGGCAAUUCAUUCAGCGUUACCUGACGUUCUGAUGGGUUUGUUCUGCCAUGCUUUUCGUCUUGUUUUAAUUAGCUGUAGGCAUUUGGUGUCCUGCUUUUACAGAAUGAAAUGACUGCAUUUGGUGAAACCUGUAGAUCUUACCUUCCUCGUGA
Molecule: messenger RNA, 1609 nt
Organism: Dryobates pubescens (Downy woodpecker)
Lineage: Eukaryota; Metazoa; Chordata; Aves; Piciformes; Picidae
Gene: EIF1B
Product: eukaryotic translation initiation factor 1B
Exons: 4
Coding region: 124-465 (113 amino acids)
Biological process (GO): translational initiation
Cellular component (GO): eukaryotic 43S preinitiation complex
Molecular function (GO): translation initiation factor activity; ribosomal small subunit binding; RNA binding
Source: RefSeq, a predicted model, not a curated record